Sinocyclocheilus grahami is the source of this 1002-nucleotide messenger RNA. Its product is annotated as SLAM family member 5-like. The record is from RefSeq and is a predicted model, not a curated record. The annotation marks the transcript as partial. The transcript has 6 exons. Lineage: Eukaryota; Metazoa; Chordata; Actinopteri; Cypriniformes; Cyprinidae.
AUGAAGAUGUUUCACAGCAUUUGGUUCUGUUUGUGUUUGUGUCGUCUGGCUGGUGUGUUUGCUGGUCCAGACGCAGUGAAGUCAGUGUCAGUGAUGGAGGGAGAUUCAGUCUCUCUACAGACUAACACUAAACUACAGACAGAGAAUCUCAUUACGUGGACAUUUGGACUUUCAGAGAAUCAUAUCGCUGAGACCUAUGAAGAGGAUGGAUUCUUCUACACAUAUGAUGAUGGUCCUGACGGGAGAUUCAGAGACAGAAUGAAGGUUGAUAAUCAGACUGGAUCUCUGACCAUCACAGACAUUAGAACCACAGACUCUGGACUUUAUCAAGUAACAAUCAAUGGCGCGAAACUACAAAAGACAUACAGAUUCAAUGUUACUGUCUCUGCUCGUCUGCCUGUUCCUAGUGAGUGUGAUGGCGAAAUCGAAAGUGUGUUUGCUGAUGCAGAUGCAGUGACGUCAGUGUCAGUGAUGGAGGGAGGUUCAGUCACUCUAGAAUCUGGUGUUACUGAAAUACAGACACAUGAUGUGAUAAUGUGGACAUUUGGACGUCCAGAGGCUCGUAUCGCUCAAAUCAAUAAACAGGCUGGAAUCUUUUCUACAUAUGAUGGUCCUGACGGGAGAUUCAGAGACAGACUGAAGCUGGAUCAUCAGACUGGAUCUCUGACCAUCACAAACACCAGAAACACACACUCUGGACUUUAUCAAGUAAUCGAUGGCAUGACACUGACCACACACAGAUUCAAUGUUACUGUCUAUGCUCGUCUGCCUUGUCCUGUCAUCAGCAGAGAUUGUUCUUCUUCAUCAUCAUCAUCAUCAUCAUGUUCACUGGUGUGUUCAGUGGUGAAUGUGGAUCAUGUGACUCUCUCCUGGUACAAAGGAAACAGUUUAUUGUCCAGCAUCAGUGUGUCUGAUCUCAGCAUCAGUCUCUCUCUACCUCUGGAGGUGGAAUAUCAGGAUAAAAACAGCUACAGCUGUGUGCUCAACAAUCCCAUCAGCAAC